Emericellopsis atlantica is the source of this 2675-nucleotide messenger RNA. RefSeq lists its product as uncharacterized. Bases 122 to 2449 code for a protein of 775 amino acids. Gene Ontology annotation, cellular component: nucleus. The transcript has 2 exons. Gene Ontology annotation, molecular function: zinc ion binding; RNA polymerase II cis-regulatory region sequence-specific DNA binding; DNA-binding transcription activator activity, RNA polymerase II-specific. The record is from RefSeq and is a predicted model, not a curated record. Gene Ontology annotation, biological process: DNA-templated transcription; regulation of transcription by RNA polymerase II. NCBI's taxonomy places the organism in Eukaryota, Fungi, Ascomycota, Sordariomycetes, Hypocreales, Bionectriaceae.
GCGGCCAAUCAGGUGCCGUCCCAGCCAAUAGUCCGAACCCCGAGACGCGUUGAAUCACAGCGCGUCCCAAUUUCCCGUUGUUCUCCCUCCUUCACCCACGCAAAUUGUCCGUUCAUCAGCCAUGUCUCUCCAGACGCCGCGCUCGCGACCCGAUGACUCGGAAAUGUCCACGCCACCUAAGAAACGUCGCAGACCGGCGCUGGCCUGCCUACAGUGCAGACGACGCAAGAUCCGCUGCGACCAGCAGAAGCCGUGCACAAACUGCACCAAGUCCAAGAUCCCUGACUGUGAAUUUCCCGACACGCAUGUCCCGGGCUCGGCAGGGCCGUCGCAUCAACCCGAGGGAUCCAUCGCUCCCAGGACGGCGAGCCAACCCGUAUGGAGCAGUCGUGAACCUAGCGAGGGAAUCGGAGCACGCGAAGCAUCCGAGCACCGUCUUUCAGACGCGCCGGCAGUUGCACACAGGCCCGCCUUGCACCACGACAGCAGCCAUGCAGCACUGUUGAACAGGAUCACAGAGCUGGAGAAAACAGUGUCGAGGCUGUCCCAGCCAGCGACUAGCCAGGCCGGAGGCACCGGGGCGGGCGUUACGCCUGCCGUUAACAAUGGCCACCAAGGCCACCGCUUCGUCGCCCAGAGUAGUUGGAUAAACAGCACGAGCUUGUAUUUCAACAUUCUGCAACCCAUCAGUCAGGCGCAGACGGAGGACUGUCCGCUGAUCAGCGCCAUGGCAGACUGCAAAAAGAUCGGCGACCGCAUAGAGAAGCACAUAUUCCAGCCCUUGCCCUUGGGAGAGAGCGAGGAUCAGGAGGCGCGGAUCCUCUACCAAAAGGCCGACAUCGACGUCCUCCUAGACGGGUAUCUCCAAACCUUUGAAGGCUGCCUCCGGAUUUUGGACGUGCCUACCUUCCGUUCAAACUACGAGGAGUACUGGAGGCAUACAAACGGACCGUCCGAGGUUUUCGUCCUCCAACUCCAUGUCUGCCUGGCCCUGGGGAGCGUCGCUCUGCCAAAUGCGCUGCGGUGGCGGAACGCAGCCCACCAAUGGCUCCUCAGGGCUCAGGCAUGGCUGUCGAAGUCAAAGACCAGAAUCGAGAAGCAGAUGACGAUUGAAGAGAUCCAGCUGGCGUGUCUUGUGCUUCUAGCCGAGUUGAACAGUGCGAGUGCAGACCACAUGCACCCUUGCUGGGUCAACAUGGGCAACUUGGUGCGGAAAGCCAUGUGUAUGGAUCUGCAUCGCGAUCCAGCGCGUAUGGAACACAUGACCCGGCGCCGAUCAGAGAUCCGUCGCCGCCUGUGGGCUACUAUUCUGGAACUGAAUCUGCUGGUGUCUCUGCAAGCUGGGAAGCCCCCGCUGAUAACCGAGGCGGACUAUGAUACUCCCCCGCCCUCAAACAUAUCCGACGAUGAUCUCGCGGAUGAUGUAUUGCCGCAUGUUGUCUCCAACCCUAACUCAGGACAUCGUACCGACACGACGGUGCAACUUUCGUUAUUCCAGUCAUUCAAGCUGCGGUCGGUCAUUGUCAGUAAGAUCAGCAGACUCGGCCCGGCCAUGGCCUACGACGAGAUGCUCGAGCUUCAUGCUGAGCUGAGCAUGGUUUGGGCAAGAAUACGGGAGGAUUUUGACCUUCCGGAUUGGAAAUAUUGGCCAAAUACACACCCAGUCACCCGUGCGCAAGGGCUGCUCGCAGAGGUGUUCUUUGAUCGGUACUUCUUGGCACUUCAUCUGCCCGCUCUGGGACCCUCGAUCCGGGAUCCCCGAUUUCACUUCUCCAGGCGAUUUUGCUUUGACACUGCCGUCUACAUGCUCCAGGCUACGGGGAUCCUGGGAUGGUCAAUACUCGAGUACAAGCAGUCGGACCUUGCUCCCCUGUUCAAGAACAGCCCGGGAUUCUUCCGCCAUAUAAUCAUGCAGGCUGCCUUCGCAGUGGCCUUGGAGACUGUCACUCAAGCAGAAGAGUGGGCCGAUAAUGAAGGCGUUUUCUCCGUCUGCACAGCGGACAGGCUCGAUACAUACAUGGCCAACGUUUAUGAAUGGGCGGUGGCUCGUAUGCAGUCAGGGCUGAUCGAUGUCCGAACGCAAAUAUUUCUGAACGUCUGUUGGCAAUAUGCCGACGUCGUGAUGGGUAAUCGGUCAAUGACGCCUGACCAGAGAGCAUCGUUCGUCGUGGACGAGGCUGCCCGAACCGCGUCGAAUUCUAUCCCCAUGCUGCUGCACGUGGCCAGCAAAGCCGGCCUCCCCAGCGAGGAAACUCCGGGUAAGCUAUCGGGCGCAGUCACCAGUGGGUCAUUGUUCACCCCGUUACAUCCGAGGGAUGCCCUGCUGGACUGGCCUGGUGGCUUCCUGUCGCAGGAUUUGGACACGCUCGACCUGGCAUGGGGUCUCGAGGACGACUCGCAGCUGGGAGGUGCAGACGGCACGAACUUUGGAUCGAUGGCGUCAAUGUAGGACGCGAAGAUUGACAGUAUACUGGACACUAACACUAGUAUUUUUCUUUUGUUGUUUCACUUUCACUGACGCUGCUCGGCAGCGAAGUCUAUCUAUCUGCCUUAAGCAGACCCCGUAAUCUCCUCGACAAACUCUUCAUAUUCAAUAUUAUAAAGCCAUCCCAAAUCAAAGCCCUCGGCCGCCAUGGGAUCCUCCAAGGCAGAGGGCAGCCUGCGCUUGUUGAUGG